This is a messenger RNA of Lynx canadensis (Canada lynx), 2560 nucleotides long. RefSeq names its product growth arrest specific 1 (gene GAS1). NCBI's taxonomy places the organism in Eukaryota, Metazoa, Chordata, Mammalia, Carnivora, Felidae. Gene Ontology annotation, biological process: negative regulation of mitotic cell cycle. The coding region runs from base 246 to 1289 and encodes 347 amino acids. Gene Ontology annotation, cellular component: plasma membrane. The record is from RefSeq and is a predicted model, not a curated record. The transcript has a single exon.
CGGGGGCCGAGCGGAGGGGCUCUCCGCGGCUGUGCAUUUCUGGGAAACCACCACAGCCCGAGCGAGCGGGCGACCCGACCUUCUGCGAGCGGCGCGGCACCAGCGAGCGGCGCGCAUGGAUUUAUGAAAACACUCAUGCAAGAAGUUUGCAGGACUGGGGCAAACUUUUCCACCGGCUCCGCGUCCGCCGCUGCCCGCGCCUCGUCUCCUUUCCCCUCUUCGCCCGGCGGCCGCCGCUGCCCGCGAUGGUGGCAGGGCUGCUGGGCGGCGGCGGCGGGGCCCGCGCGGGGACCGUGCCGGGCGCCUGGCUGUGCCUGAUGGCGCUGCUGCAGCUGCUGGGCUCGGCGCCGCGGGGCUCGGGGCUGGCGCACGGCCGCCGCCUCAUCUGCUGGCAGGCGCUGCUGCAGUGCCAGGGGGAGCCGGAGUGCAGCUACGCCUACAACCAGUACGCCGAGGCGUGCGCGCCGGUACUGGCGCAGCGCGGCGGGGGCGACGCGCCGGGGGCCGCCGCCGCCGCCGCCGCCGCCUUCCCGGCCUCGGCCGCCUCGUUCUCGUCGCGCUGGCGCUGCCCGAGCCACUGCAUCUCGGCGCUCAUUCAGCUCAACCACACGCGCCGCGGGCCCGCCCUGGAAGACUGUGACUGCGCGCAGGACGAGAACUGCAAGUCCACCAAGCGCGCCAUUGAGCCGUGCCUGCCCCGGACGAGCAGCGGCGGCGCGGGCGGCCCGGGCGCGGGCGGGGUCAUGGGCUGCACCGAGGCCCGGCGGCGCUGCGACCGCGACAGCCGCUGCAACCUGGCCCUCAGCCGCUACCUGACCUACUGCGGCAAGCUCUUCAACGGGCUGCGCUGCACCGACGAGUGCCGCACGGUCAUCGAGGACAUGCUGGCCGUGCCCAGGCGGCGCUGCUUCAACGACUGCGUGUGCGACGGCCUGGAGCGGCCCAUCUGUGAGUCGGUCAAGGAGAACAUGGCCCGCCUGUGCUUCGGUGCCGAGCUGGGUAACGGCCCGGGCAGCAGCGGCUCGGACGGGGGCCUGGACGACUACUACGACGAGGACUACGACGACGAGCAGCGCGCCGGGGGCGCGGGCGGCGAGCAGCCGCUGGACGAUGACGACGGCGUCCCGCACCCGGCGCGCCCGGGCGGCGGCGCUGCAGCCACGGGCGGCCGCGGGGACCUGCCCUACGGGCCGGGGCGCAGGAGCAGCGGCGGCGGUCGCUCGGCGCUCGGAGGCGCUUGGACCCCGCUCGCCUCCAUCUUGCUGCCGCUGCUGCCGCUGCUCUUUUAGCCCUGGAGUCCCCCGCCGUGGGCUGCGGGAGGGCCUGCGCCGGGGCACCUGUGGCACGGGGACCGAGGGGAUGGUUUGGAUACUUUCCAAAGCGUGUACUAAGUAGACUCUGCCUAGCGGGUCUCUCCUGCACGACUCUUGGCACUUCUCCCGUGUCCUCUCCCGAGCAUGACUUCUUGGACAUCCUCCCCCUCCCAUUCAGGCUCCAGAAACUCCCAGCUCGUCUGCCCAGCGGAAACCGGCCUAGCUAGAGUUUAGGAUGCCGGGGAUGGAAUGGGGGAGGCGGGGUGGGUGGGUGGGUGGGUGGGAUGUGGAGAGAGGAUACUGACCUGUGGGGCCUUAACAGUUUCAAAGGAGUGGGCUUGGAGCAGGAGUUUGAAGGAAGAUUUACAUUUGCAAAGGGGCUGUUUAUUAGCAUUUUAACUGUGCGGGGUGGGGGGGGGGGGGGGGGAGUGCCGGUGUCGACUUUUAUUGUGGCCAGUGAGGACAUUGCAAUCGUGAGUAAACAGAAAAGUCCACUAACCGAUUCAUUUGUUUACUCUUGGUCAGCGCUCAGAAUUCUGUUUGGGCGGGGGAGGGGGAAAGGGAAGGGGUUAAUAUGCCUGAAUUCGUUUGGGGCAACUGUGAGCCCUUGACCUUAAUUUCAUUGCCACCACUCUGAUCUCUUAGCACAUUUCUUAGGAUUAAGGGUCAAAAAGAUGCUGAUCUAAAGGGUUGCUAGUGGUGUUGAACAAUGCAACUUUUAUGUAAAAGAGCUGUGCACUGCCAUCUAUGAAAGGCUCUUACGAUGUUUGUCUUGUCAUUUUGUUCUUUACAUCAAAUUGUAUGUACAAAUACGCGGAGAAAAUAUAUUGCCUCUGCUUUUAUCAGGGUGCUACACUCUGGUACUUCUAUAUAAAGUGUAUUAAAACUGGGAUUUGUUACCAGUGGCUGUACUGUGUAUAUAGAAUUUUUAUAAAUUGUAUGCUUCAGAAAUAAUUUAUUUUUAAAAAGAAAUUAAAAAUUUAAAUCUGCAACCAUGUUACACUUUCCUCCCUGAAAGGUAUAGAAUCCGUGUGUCACCAGGGAUCCAAACCCACAGUCCAUUGUGAAGUGUGCUCUAUCUAGAACAGUCUUAAAAUGUACAGUGUAUUUUAUAGAUUGAAGUUAACAUUGUUAUUUUCAAGAGAAUUUAUGGACAUUGUAGAAAUGUAUAAAUGCAUUUCCAAACUGCCUUAAACAUUGUAUUUUAUAGACAUCGUUUAAAAAAAAAAGUCCUAUGUUUUAAAUAA